GGUUUAUCCGCUCCUCUUCCGUGGCCCCCCGAGCACGCUGACUGAGGGGGAUUUCGAUCAUUCGUGGACUGCGCCUCGAAGCCAUCGAUCCUUCGCCCUCGUUUUCGCGGACUCGAAAAAGAAAAGGACCGUUCCGACUCGAGGAGGACGAGGAUCAUGAAGUGGUGUGAUUUCGUUUCGUGGAUUCCGAUCUUCGUCGUCGCCUUCGCGUCGCUUGUCGUCUCUCAAGUGGUGUUCCCGGACGACCCGCCCCCUCCUCCCCCUCAGCCCGUGCCCGUCCCUCAACCCGGAGGGGGAGGAAAUUGCUUGGGACCGGACGGGAGACAGGGGAAUUGCAUCUUCCUCAGACAGUGCCCGGAAUUCAUCGAUCUGUUGGCCAAGGAUGCUCCGUCUGCGAUUCGAACACUGAGGCAGGCGGUCUGCGGGAACGCCCGGGGUCUCCCCCUCGUUUGCUGUCCGCUUCACCGAGCUUUCCCGGGACCGGCCACCCCGCGACCACAACCACCACCGCAACCACAACCGCAACCACCACCGCAACCACCACCACCGCAACCGGCCCCAUCGACCCAACCGCCGCCACCACCUCCCACUCCUCCUCCACCCCCUCCACCUGCACCUGCAACGCUGCUGUCGCCUCCCGAGUGCGGGUUCAGCAAUGCCACCCAUUUCCGAAUCGUCGGAGGCGUAGAGGCCGAACUCGGCGCAUGGCCGUGGCUCGGGGCUCUCGGAUACCGGACGGACGUCGGACUGGAUUUCCUCUGCGGAGGAGCUUUGAUCACGAACAGACACGUCCUCACCGCCUCCCACUGCGUCAUCGAUCGGAGCGACCUGGAAGUGGUGAGGCUGGGAGAUCACGACAUCUCCAAGACGGACGAAGCGCAGCAUCACGAUUAUCCCGUUUCCAGGGUCAUCCAGCAUCCCCAGUACAAUAAGAAAUCCUUCGACAACGAUAUCGCCGUCUUGGAACUCGCUUCCCCCGUCCCCUUCACUCGUCGAGUGCACCCCAUCUGUCUACCAAAUGAUCCGGGCAUCAGAAACCGGGAUUUGACUGGUAGUAGCCCCUUUGUGGCCGGCUGGGGCACCGUCCAAUUCAACGGGAGGACGAGUGACGUGUUGCGAGAGGUCCAGGUCCCGGUAGAGGAUCAGGAGAAAUGUCGCGGGAUUUACACUCCUUUCAAGAAUGUUCAAAUCACACCUCAGAAACUGUGCGCCGGGAAAGGAGGGAAGGAUGCCUGCCAGGGUGACAGCGGAGGGCCGUUGAUGCAACCCGAGGACGGAGGGAGGACGUGGUACGCGGUGGGAGUGGUGUCCUUCGGACAUCGCUGCGCCGAACCCGGGUUCCCCGGGGUCUACACUCGGGUCUCCGAGUACAUGCCCUGGAUCCAAGAGACCAUCUCUUCUUGAUCGAUUCUCUCUCCGUUUCACCCGGUAUUCUCCCCUCUCUGUGAUACUUUUUAGCCGAUCCCUUCAGGGACGCAGGACUCCGAAGCUGCACCUUUUUUAUUUUGCACUUCCGAUCGACUCAAAUCUCAUCUCUGUUUUGGCACACGUGGGAAAUAUCUGAAUAAAGUAGGAGAGAGUAAUACGAAGAAACGACAAGUGUGCCUGAUUCACCCGAGGGCUCGAAGAAGGCUCUUUUCGUGCGCUCGAUGGGAACAGAUUCCCCU
This is a messenger RNA of Darwinula stevensoni, 1667 nucleotides long. The record is from the annotation of a GenBank genome assembly. Lineage: Eukaryota; Metazoa; Arthropoda; Ostracoda; Podocopida; Darwinulidae.